UUGGCAACGUAUCAUCACAAAUCAUACACACAGACAAAAAGGAGCCAAAGCAGCAAUGGCAGACACCGAGGCCGGCAGCGCGCCCGUCGCCGUCUUCAAAAAGCGAGGCGCAAAGGGCAAAGCCAACCUGCGCAAACGACCAGCGACGCCUCCCCCCGCCGCGAGCGACAGCGACAGCGACAGCGACUUUUCCUCGUCGGAAGACGAAGCCGGGCACAGAGUCAAGAGGCGCAAGAGGACGGCCGUCGUCACCGCCGCCGCGAGGGGCGCCGCGCCCAGCAACCGGGACGACGGCGGCGGCGCAACAGCCGCCUUCACGGCCAACAGAAGCGUCCCGAUUGCUGACAGCAACGACGCGACCAAGCACAGCAACUGGUACGACGAGGACGCAAAGGACGCGCUCUCGGCAAAGAACCUCCUCGGAUCUUCGAGAGCGUCCAAGGACGCGCAGCCAGACGGCACGUACAAGGGCCUGGCGAACCAGACGUCCUUUAUACAAAAGAAUCCGGAUGCGCCCCGGAAGACAGUUGGGCCCGUCAAGGCGCCUACCAACAUCCGCACCGUCACCAUUACAGAUUAUGCCCCGGACACGUGUAAAGAGAGCCUUUACUGUGGUUUUGGCGACAAUUGCAAGUAUCUUCACGCGAGAGAAGACCUCAAGGCAGGCUGGCAGCUGGAUCAAGAGUGGGAAAAGGUCACCAAGGGCAAGAAGAACCUGGGGGGAACGGUAGUGGCCAGCGCGAACCGGAACAAGGCCAAGGUGGACGAGGGCGACGACGACGACGACGAAGAGGCGAUGCUCGAGAACAUUCCGUUUGCCUGCAUCAUCUGCAGGGAAUCGUACAAGGAGCCGAUUGUGACGAGGUGCGGGCACUACUUUUGCCUGCCGUGCGCUCUGCAGCGGUACAAGAAGGAUCCGACGUGUGCGGCGUGUGGCUCGGGCACGAAUGGCGUGUUUAAUUCGGCGACGAGGUUGAAGAAGCUGCUGGAGAAGAAGAGGGAGAGGGCGGCCAGGAGGAGACAGGAGGCGAUAGAGAGGGGCGAGGAAGUCAGUGAUGAAGAGGAGGAGGAGGAGGAGGACUGA
Trichoderma reesei QM6a is the source of this 1084-nucleotide messenger RNA. RefSeq names its product transcription factor. Lineage: Eukaryota; Fungi; Ascomycota; Sordariomycetes; Hypocreales; Hypocreaceae. The transcript is spliced from 2 exons. Gene Ontology annotation, cellular component: U2-type spliceosomal complex. Gene Ontology annotation, biological process: snoRNA splicing. The record is from RefSeq and is a predicted model, not a curated record. Bases 56 to 1084 code for a protein of 342 amino acids.